Peromyscus californicus insignis is the source of this 774-nucleotide messenger RNA. Its product is annotated as paired immunoglobulin-like type 2 receptor beta. Lineage: Eukaryota; Metazoa; Chordata; Mammalia; Rodentia; Cricetidae. The transcript is spliced from 4 exons. The record is from RefSeq and is a predicted model, not a curated record. Bases 97 to 774 code for a protein of 225 amino acids. Gene Ontology annotation, molecular function: MHC class I protein binding.
GGAGAAGAAGGCCCUGGGUUCGUGUGUCAUUUUACCCUGAUUCUUCCUGACUCCUGAGCACCCCAUUGUCACUCACAGGUCCUCCACUCCUGCCUGAUGGCUCUGCUGGUCUCACUUCCUGGAGGGAAUCAGGCCAUGUCUUGGAUCCUGCUUCUGCUGCUGUCAGCUGCAUGUCUGCAAGCUGGAAACUCUGCAGGAUCCAAAAGAGUAAAUAGCUUUGGAAUCAACCAACCAGCCCGCCUCUCUGGUGUCCAGGGCAGCUCCAUCGAGAUCCCCUUCUCCUUCUACUUCCCCUGGGAGUUGGCAGAGGAUCCAGAUAUGAGGAUUCUCUGGAGAUGGAAGCACUUCCAUGGGGAAUUUAUCUACAACUCCACCCCACUUUUCAUACAUGAGCAUUUCAAGAAUCGGCUCACCCUGAACUGGACACAGACUCAGACAUCUGGAGUCCUCAGAAUCCUGGACUUGAAGAAGAAGGACCAGACAGUGUACUUCUGCCGAGUUCAUAUAAACACAAAAGAAGUCAUGAAGAUUAUUCAGUCAAUUCCUGGGACUCAACUGACCAUCACCCAUGCUAUCAGGACCACCAUGCAGAGCCCCUCCAUGAUCACCUCUGCAGGCAGCAGUGCUGGCCUGGAGGACACAGAGGACCAGAGGAAUCCUUCACUUGUGAACCUGGGAGCCACGGUCGGGGUGGUGGUGACCACGACUGUGCUCAUGACCCCCGUCUGUGUAUUGAAGGUCUUCCUUUGGUGGAAGCAAAGGCCAGCAGACUAA